Messenger RNA from Balaenoptera ricei (Rice's whale), 4970 nucleotides. It is a transcript of the gene SLC9A4, whose product is annotated as solute carrier family 9 member A4. The record is from RefSeq and is a predicted model, not a curated record. The transcript has 12 exons. Bases 521 to 2914 code for a protein of 797 amino acids. Gene Ontology annotation, cellular component: membrane. NCBI's taxonomy places the organism in Eukaryota, Metazoa, Chordata, Mammalia, Artiodactyla, Balaenopteridae. Gene Ontology annotation, molecular function: sodium:proton antiporter activity. Gene Ontology annotation, biological process: sodium ion transport; proton transmembrane transport; regulation of pH.
GUGAGCUAGCAGGGGGAGGAGAGAAAGAGCGGGUGCAGAACAGGUAGCUCCUUUCCUAGGAUCUGGAAAAGAGGGAAGGAUUCUCUUCCUGGUUAGAAGGGCUCUAGUGACAUCUGGAAUGAGCACCGAGGUGCCCUUUUUUAAUUUUCACUCACAAAGUGAAACCAGUGUGCAGUGAGGUGAGGAAACAGCUUUGAAGAAGUAUUUUUGCUUCACAAAUUGCUCUUCAAAUCACGAUCGGAUGAAGGUCGCACAGGUAGUUCCCUGGGCUUUCUCAACUCUAUUGAAUGACUAGAUGCAUUGGGGCCAGAGGCUGAGUUGCCUGAACACAAAUACUUUAAAGGUGAUUUGAAAAUAUCUAUACUCAGAACUCGAUGACGUGCUCGGACUCUUCCCGGAAUGACCCACGGACUGUGCGUAUUUCACCUGUGACCCAGGUGGAUGUUGCCGCUCUCUGGAAACCCUCCUCACUUCAGAAGUGCGGCACCCAAGGGCACACACAGUAAGAGAAGCCCGCAGCAUGGGUUUUCAGAUGCUUGUGCCUUUCGGUCCUUGGAAUUGGUUGUUCUUGCUAGUGGCCCUCAGGUGUGGUGGAGCAUCUUCUGAUUUGAGUGAAUCCACAAAUUCCUCUGCCCAGCAUGAGCUUAAUGUUCGGUUUGCUGCUGCCGGCUCUGAGCCAGCUGAGACGGUAUCUGUUUUCGCACUGGAUUAUAAUUAUGUGCAAAUUCCUUACGAGGUCACCCUCUGGAUACUCCUAGCAUCCCUUGCAAAAAUAGGCUUCCACGUCUACCACCGGCUGCCGGGCCUCAUGCCUGAGAGCUGCCUGCUCAUCCUCGUCGGGGCCCUGGUGGGCGCCAUCAUCUUCGGCACCGACCACAAGUCGCCUCCGGUCAUGGAUUCGAGCAUCUACUUCCUGUACCUCCUUCCGCCCAUCGUCCUGGAGGGCGGGUACUUCAUGCCCACCCGGCCCUUCUUCGAGAACAUCGGCUCCAUCCUGUGGUGGGCAGGGCUGGGGGCCCUGAUCAAUGCCUUCGGCAUUGGCCUCUCGCUCUACCUCAUCUGCCAGGUCCAGGCCUUUGGCCUGAGCGACGUCAACCUGCUUCAGAACCUGCUGUUCGGGAGCCUGAUCUCGGCCGUGGACCCCGUGGCCGUGCUGGCCGUGUUCGAAGAGGCGCGGGUGAAUGAGCAGCUGUACAUGAUGAUCUUCGGGGAGGCCCUCCUCAAUGACGGCAUCAGCGUGGUCUUAUAUAACAUAUUAAUCGCCUUCACAAAGAUGCAUAAAUUUGAAGACAUAGAACCUGUGGACAUUUUGGCUGGAUGUGCCCGAUUCAUUAUUGUGGGGUGCGGGGGAGUGUUUUUCGGCGUCAUUUUUGGAUUCAUUUCUGCGUUUAUCACACGUUUCACUCAGAACAUCUCCGCGAUUGAACCCCUCAUCGUCUUCAUGUUCAGCUACUUGUCCUACUUAGCGGCUGAGACGCUCUAUCUCUCUGGCAUCCUGGCAAUCACAGCCUGUGCAGUGACAAUGAAAAAGUAUGUCGAAGAAAAUGUGUCCCAGACAUCCUACACGACCAUCAAGUAUUUCAUGAAGAUGUUGAGCAGCGUCAGUGAGACCCUGAUCUUCAUUUUCAUGGGCGUGUCCACCAUUGGGAAGAACCACGAGUGGAACUGGGCCUUCGUCUGCUUCACCCUGGCCUUCUGCCAGAUCUGGAGAGCCAUCAGCGUGUUUGCUCUCUUCUAUAUCAGUAACCAGUUUCGGACUUUCCCCUUCUCCAUCAAGGACCAGUGCAUAAUUUUCUACAGUGGUGUCCGAGGAGCUGGAAGUUUUUCACUUGCAUUUUUGCUUCCUCUGUCUCUUUUUCCUAGGAAGAAAAUGUUUGUCACUGCUACUCUAGUAGUUAUAUAUUUUACUGUAUUUAUUCAGGGAAUCACAAUUGGCCCUCUGGUCAGGUACCUGGAUGUUAGAAAGACCAAUAAAAAAGAAUCCAUCAAUGAAGAGCUUCAUACCCGUCUGAUGGAUCACUUGAAGGCUGGAAUUGAAGAUGUGUGUGGGCAGUGGAGCCACUACCAAGUGAGAGACAAGUUUAAGAAGUUCGAUCAUAAGUAUUUACGGAAAAUCCUAAUCCGAGAGAACCUGCCAAAAUCGAGCAUCGUUUCUUUGUACAAGAAGCUGGAAAUGAAACAAGCUAUUGAGAUGGCAGAGACCGGGAUACUAAGUUCUACAGCCUUUUCCAUCCCCCAUCAGGCCCAGAGGAUACAAGAAACCAAAAGACUCUGCCCUGAAGAUGUGGAGUCCAUGAGGGACAUUCUGACACACAACAUGUACCAAGUUCGACAAAGGACCCUGUCCUACAACAAAUACAACCUCAAACCCCAAACGAGUGAGAAGCAGGCGAAAGAAAUUCUGAUCCGCCGCCAGAACACCUUCAGGGAGAGCACGAGGAAAGGUCACAGCCUGCCCUGGGGAAGGACGGCUGGUACCAAAAACAUCCGCUACCUCUCCUUUCCUUACAGCCAUCCUCAGCCAGCAGGCGGAGAUGUGAGGGCGGCUGAAUUCACAGAUCACGACGGCAGUGACGCAGAAGUCCCCUCCAUCAUGUUCAACACACACUCUCCAAUGGGGUCACUUCAGGAAGGACGACGGACGCAAGAAAUAAUCCCGAUGAAGAGCUUGCACAGAGGAGGGAAGCCACCCCACUUGGGUUAUCAAAGAAAUAGGAGCCAAGAAGAACAACUGGGCAGGGGCAGAAGGGCGGUUUUGAGGCCCAAACCGCUCUUUCACGCAGUAGAUGAGGAGUUCGAAUCUGGGGAGGAGAGUGAGGAAGAGGCCUCAGCCAUUGGGUCCCGAUGGUCAACGGAGCACAGACCCAGCAGGGACCUCCACAGAUCCCAUAGGCCUUUGCUCCAAAGAAAGUAAUGUCAUGGUCCACAGGAUUGUGUUGGGUUUUUCCAGAGUCCAUGUUCCGAUUAUCGCGAAAGAAGAAUGUUCAGAGUUCUGAAGAGAGCAAUUGAGUUUUGUUCUUGUUUAUUUUUAUUUUUUUGAUGUGGACCAUUUUUAAAGUCUUUAUUGAAUUCGUUACAAUAUUGCUUCUGUUUUGUUUUUUUUUUAUAGUUUGGUUUUUUGGCCACACGUGGGAUCUUAGCUCCCCGACCAGGGAUCAAACCUGCACCCCCUGCAUUGGAAGGCGAAGUCUUAACCACUGGACCGCCAGGGAAGUCCCUUGAGUUUUGUGUUUGUUUCUGGUUUUUGGAAGCUAUUAUGACUCUCUAAGAGGCAAGGAGAUUUUUCAGAUGACUGGGAGCAGACUUGCAAGCUUCUCCACGUUCUUAGCUGUGCUUAGGUGUGCUUUGUAGAUGAAUUCCCUGUGAGAGACAGACGUCAGUCACCCCAGGAACUAUUCACUAAAUGUGUCAUUCAUGUAAUUUAUUGAGAUACAAACAUGAUUGGUCAAUAAUUCCCCUUGACUCUGUGCAUGGGCAACUUCUAGUCAGGUCAGAACCAGGAGGGGCUUCGGAAACGGCCUGGCUCAGCCCCCUGUGUUUACAAAUAAGGACACCUUGCCCAGAUCACGUGGUGAGGUGCUGCCUUCACAAGCUGAUUGUCCUCCCUCCCAAGGGAAUGCAUUCAAUUUUGAUUUUGAUAUGCACUAUGCAAUAAGUGAUAUGUCUGGGGAGAGGUAAAAUUGGUCAUACCAUUGCUAUAUGUAAUCAGUAGCAAUAAUAGAUGUGCUACAGAAUAUAGAAUUAAUCUGUCACCUGUGGGCUUGUAGUCUUUUUUGUACUUGGAAUGCUUAUUUGAAAAAUAAGGAUAUUAGAAACAAAACGGCCAUAAACACGCUUUAAUAGCAAUGACACAAACAAUGGGUAUUUAUUAGAUGUGCGUUUGUAGGCUAUGACAUUUUCCCCUAGGGUUUGCAGCUAAUUUCCAAUUUAAUUUUCCAUCCUCAUCAUCCCCAAACUUGACCUUGAACUUGAACUUCACACUCCAGCUCACCAACUUUGCUGCCUAACUUUAUCUUUCCACCCUCCUUCCACUCUCUUCCUCUUCUCUUCUGGCCACCCACCCAUAGGUUAACAAGAGUUUACAAGAGCUAUCGAUUGUGCCAACUAACUAAUCUGCACUAAUCAGUUAGCCAAAGUAUCAUUUAUCAUUGCCACGUUUGAUAUCUAUAAACAUCCCCAAUUGAUUUAAUCUUAUGCAUAUUUAAAGGCAACCAUCCAGUGCAUCCCAGGAGUCCCCAGACCUGACUUUAUCCCCUUAAUCAGAAGCAAUCAAGUGAUCCCCUUCCUCCUAGGAGAGCCCACGCCAUUUUGCAUAGGUCACAGGAUUUAUCUGGGAAUUACACUUAUACAUGUGCAUGUGGGUCGACCGUGGCCUGAAGGACACAGAGGAUCCCCAGCCCACUCUGGGGAUUGGUAGAGGGUGUAGUAGGUACCCCGGGAGUGCUCUGGGGUAUCAGUUUCGCAUGAUGAGUUUUGCCAACAGGCACCAAGCAAUGCAGCAGAGAAGAUUUCCUCUUGAGUGUUGAGAAAGCUCUGGUUCUUGCUCCCUACUCAGCUCAGGAAGGGGAAGAAACCCUGGGGGUCUCCUGGGCCUGGCCAUUGGCUUGCUGAGCAGCACACCUCAUCCACCAAGGGCAGAAUUUGUUGUUUUAUCUUUAACCUCAAAAAAUCGGACACACAUAACAAACGGAUGGUUACCAAAGGGGAACAUGUGGGGAGGGAUAAAUUAGGAGUUUGGGAUUAACAUAUACACACAGCUAUAUAUAAAAUAGAUAACCAGCAAGGACCUACAGUAUAGCACAGGGAACUCUACUCAGUACUCUGUAGUAACCUAUAUGGAAAAGAAUCUGAAAAAGAAUAGAUACAUGUAUAUGUAUAACUGAAUCACUUAGCUGUACACCUGAAACUAACACAACAUUGUAAAUCAAAUAUACUCUAACGUAAAAUUCAAUUAAAUUUCAAAAAAAAGG